This is a messenger RNA of Solanum lycopersicum (tomato), 1320 nucleotides long. RefSeq names its product glutathione S-transferase zeta class-like. The record is from RefSeq and is a predicted model, not a curated record. Gene Ontology annotation, cellular component: cytoplasm. Gene Ontology annotation, biological process: L-phenylalanine catabolic process; glutathione metabolic process. Gene Ontology annotation, molecular function: maleylacetoacetate isomerase activity; glutathione transferase activity. Lineage: Eukaryota; Viridiplantae; Streptophyta; Magnoliopsida; Solanales; Solanaceae.
CUUUCUCCUAUACGAAUUCAGAUGUACAACAGAGAGCAGAAACGUUAAUUUUUCCGAAAAAGUGAGUAGAAAUGAAGAUAAAUCCGCCAAUGUUGUUGCAAAUAAGCAGAUCCUAUAUUAAACUAGUCAAAGCUGACAAUUUUCAACUGUGGUUUGGUAGACAUUUUUCUAACACUGUAACUCCAACUACCAACUCCAUUGUUGAUGUUUCAUUAGCUGUUCCCAUUUCGGGUUCUUCCAUGGAAUCCGAUAACUCAAUGAAGAAGGCAACUGAUUCAACAUGGGUUUCGAAGAUUGUAUUGUAUUCUUUCUGGCAAAGUUCAUGUUCUUGGAGAGUUCGCUUCGCCUUAAAUCUCAAAGGUCUUUCUUAUGAAUAUAGAGCAGUCAACCUUGGCAAAGGAGAACAGUUCACUUCAGAGUUUGAUAAAUUAAAUCCUCUUCAUUAUGUUCCUGUUUUGGUAGAUGGUGAUGUGGUAAUUUCAGACUCCUAUGCAAUUUUACUGUAUUUGGAAGAGAAGUAUCAUCAGAGACCCCUGUUGCCAAUUAAACCUCAAUUAAGAGCUCUCAAUCUUCAGGCAGCAAGUAUUGUCAGCUCCAAUAUGCAGCCACUUCAUAUGUUAUCAGUGCUGAGGUACAUGGAAGAAAGGGUUGGUCCUGAAGAGAAACAAUUAUGGGCAAAAUUUCACAUUCAAAAAGGUUUUGGAGCUCUUGAAAAAUUGCUGACAGGUUCUGCUGGAAAGUAUGCUACAGGAGAUGAAGUAUAUAUGGCUGACGUGUUUUUGGCACCUCAAAUUGCAGUAGCUACUAAAAGGUUUGACAUUGACAUGUCUGAGUUUCCAACCUUGAGGAAAAUAUAUGAUUCUUGUGAAGCAUUACCAGAAUUCCAAGCUUCCUUGCCAGAACGACAGCCUGAUGCUUCCCCCUGAGCUUAUAUUUUUCUCGGUUUUCCACCCGGUGUCCGGAGCUCACGUUAGAGCUCCGACUUAAUCCGAGUCGCACUCUGCAGGAUCCAUUGACACUCCCAACAAGAUUUUCUUCGUACUGGUUAAGGGUGAAGUGUUAAAUGCACAAUUGCAAGAAACUAUAAAGUAUCUUUUUCUUUUUAAUAGAAAAUCUUAUGAAAGAAAAAAUAUUGUUGACGAAUAUUGUAAUAUGGAACUUUUCUAUUAUGUGACUGAGAAGCAUUUGAGUCGACUGUCUUUUGGAAACAGUCUCUCUAUCUCUACGAGGUAGAGGUAAGGUCUGUAUAUAUUUUAUUGUCUUUGUAUCUCCCUUGUAAUAUUCACUGGGUAUAUUAAUAUAAUCGUUGUUUUGCUAUGA